Molecule: messenger RNA, 1497 nt
Organism: Schizophyllum commune H4-8
Lineage: Eukaryota; Fungi; Basidiomycota; Agaricomycetes; Agaricales; Schizophyllaceae
Exons: 1
Source: RefSeq, a predicted model, not a curated record
AUGAGCGCCAUGAAAGGCGCGAGUACGAGCGCAGCGGGUCAGACGCCCGCUACGGUGGCGCUCGAAGCUCAGCCGCAGGAGACGGAGGCUCAUCAGCACGACGUGGCCGGACGCACCUCGCCGGGAAACUCAGAAUCCGAGGAGGACACGCGGAUGGCCACUAUCCGUAGCGUGCAGGCGGCCUUCAAUCUAGUCGACGACCCCGCGAAUCCAGAUGCAGACCUCAACUCGCCGCGAAAGCGCAUAGACUCGCUGAUCCAUCAGAAGACGUUGGAGAAGGAGGAUAUCGUGGACAGAGGGGUGCAGAAGCUGCCAUCCGUGCACCCCGAACCGCGUUUCGCGGUCAAGACUGAGGUCCUCAACUUCGUGAAGCAGACCUUUGAGGAGGUCCAGGACGUGCUGGACGCGCUGUCGCAGGCGGCGAAGCCAGAUAUGACCGACCUGGACUCGAAGCGCUGGGUAGUCGACCGGAACGACGUGCUCAUUCGCAACCUGACGCAUGCGCGAACCUUGUCCGCUCUGCAUCUCGCGUGGUCGGCCAUCAGCACGCGAGCGGCGGUGGCCCUUCAGGAGUAUCGCAAGAUGAGGACCAGAGCGGAAGCCCUAGCGCAAGGCCGUCACCCCCCUUUCAUGUCGCCUAUCACUACGCCUUCCAGCGUCUACCGCGAGCUCGAUGAGAUCUCGAACCCCGAGGAGCAGUUGAAGUACGUGGUCGGCGCGGUGCCGGGAUAUAAGGACAAAGACGAUUACGACCCGGAUGCCCCGCGGGCGUAUAGAAGACGCUUCAUGGGAAGGACCUUCGAGGAGAUGACGAUCGUGCCGCGAGAGCUGAGCCGCGCGUUCCCUGAACGUCGUCCUGAGUGGAACCCGGCCCUCAAGUACUACGUAGACGGGGAGCAGUUCGAGCACGAUGGCAAGUCAGAGACAGGAAACCCUCUAGCGGGCUACCCUGAGUUCGUACCGCCGAGGAAGGGCGGUAAAGGGAAGCAGCGAGCGGAGUUUCAAGACGACUCGAGAAGCGGUACCCAGUCCGAAAGGGAGAGGGAGGACUCGUCGAGGGAGAGGAGACAUACGCGCUCGAGAAGCCCGUCGCGCGAGGAGCGGUCCUCUUCUCGGCGAGAGUCGAAUCGUCGCGAUCGUUCUCCUCGACGGGAACUGUCACCUCAAAGGCGGCGUCAAUCGGGCAUUGGAGCUCUCGCUGGAGACUUGAAGCCAACCGCCUACGUACCCCCUCACAAGCAGUUCGGUUUUGAGUCGAUUUCUACGGCGCGCUACGCGCGUAGGGGCGAAUACAGCUCCAGCCGCGAGAGGGACUCGCCACCGCACCAAUCCAGAUCGAGGGGAAACGCGGACGACUCGGACUGGAGAAGGAGGCCUGAACGCGACAAGGAGCGACGUGACUCUAAGCGCAAACUCACCAGCGGCCCUCCGAAGCAAGGAAAAGGAGGUCGUCGAGAUGACCGUCAGAGGUCUGGACGGAGAGGUGGCGCACCGCCU